AUGGGCUGCUGUAAUUCAAAGGAAAAGGUGCCAAAGCCCACCACUGCACCUGCCGCCGCUCCAAAAGCUGAAGCCGUCGCGCCAGUCACCAAAACGCCUACACCCGCACCUACUGAGGCAGCGAAGAGCGAAGUGGUGAAGGAAGAAGAAGCGAAACAAUUGACUCCACAACAGGAACGUUUGGGUCGUGUGAUUGAGGCAAGAAACUCCACAUUCAGUUACAGUAAAUGCACUGUUGACGGUGAAGUUUCUUCAUUCUUUCCACCGAAGGGUUUAUGCUUCCGCAUUGUGCGGGAUGGCACAUGGUAUUUCUACAAUGAUACUCUCAACUAUGAGAUGCAUGUAAGCUAUACCUUUAGCCCAGACUCUAACAUUACACCUGGCAAUCGAACCACAACUAAAUCAAAUGAAAAUGGCUGGAUUGUCGUAUCUGCUGUUGUUUAUCCUUUGGAGACAAUUGAAUUUGUUUCUGGUGGAACAGAUCUAUACAAGACUGAGGUAAGUGCAGAACCCCUUUCUGAAGAAUUUUACAAAAACUUACAACCACUCAGUGAGGCCGCAGAGAAUGAACUUCGUCAGAUGCGUGAGCUGGCACCUGGUUCAAGUGAUGAGGAAACUCGACUUCGUCGAUGUGUGGAGACGAAAACACCUUAUACAGAUUUGAGUUUUGCCCCAUCAGCCAAUAUGCUUUGGCGUAACGGCAUAGAUAGCCGACGCUUCCCAACGAUGGAAUUUCGACGACCACGUGAAUGUCUUGAAAAAGACAAUAAUAACACUGCAAAUAUAGAUGUUUUUCGCGGUGCUGUUAUUCCACAAUGUAUUGAAAAAGGUCUUCUUGGGGAUCAUUGGUUCAUGUGUGCCGUUGCCAUUCUUGCACAAGAUGAGCAGCGUUUAAAGGAACUCUUUACACACUCCGUGGAUGAAGAAAAAUCACUUGGUGCCUACCGUGUACAAUUUAACUUAAAUGGCUGGUGGAAUUCUAUUCUUUUAGAUGACUUCCUGCCAACGGUGAACGGUGUACCUUGUUUUGCUCGUGUGAUGGAUGAUCCAUAUGAACUUUGGGUGUCAUUGUUACAAAAGGCAUAUGCGAAAAUGUUUGGCUCCUACGCAAGCAUCACAGGAGGUGACGCUGCACAUGCACUGCGUGACUUUACAGGUGCCCCUUCCUGCCGUUAUGAUGAUAUUUGGAAACGUGCGAAAGAAAUGGACGAUGAUUUUGUAAUUAACGCUAUGCAGAAAUCCAAACUUGAAGGUCAUAUUGUGGUUCUUAACACACCACUGAGUGGAAGUGGUUGUGUGAAUGUGGGACUACGUGAGGGCUUCACGUAUGAAGUGGUGUCUGUACACCCUGUGCCAGCUGCUGGACUAACACUGCUGAAGAUGCGCAAUCCGUGGGAUCCUGCAACCCCGUGGACUGGUCCCUGGUCUGCAGACUCCAUGGAAUGGCAGCAGCAACAAGAGGUUCGUGAAAGUUGUAAUCCAGAUUUCACAGAAAAGGAUGGAACGUUUUGGAUUGAAUUUAAGGACGCCUUAAAGUAUUUUGACGGUUGUGCUGUUAUCUUUACAUCCGAUGAGCCUACCUAUGAUCACCGUGUGCGUGGUGAGUUUAACAAUGUACAUCCCAGCGUGGUGUUGAUGGUGCAUGCUGUGGAGCCAGUGGAUGUGGUACUCACACUCACACAACGUGAUAAACGCGGUUUACCACUCACCGACCCUGAUGCGCUUCUUUCACCCAUUAUGUUAAGUGUUUCCCGCGGCGAUGGCAACAAGCAACAUGUGGAUAAGUGCACCUCUGAGAGCUUUCACGAUGCAUCCGAUACGUACAACUUUGUUGUUUCCCGCGAGGUUUCCAUGCCGUACCGAUUUGAGGCGAGCCCCACGCCGUACUUUGUGAUUCCACGCAUUCACCGCAAAGGCACAUCGGAGGGUCGCAUGAAGGAAUUUGUUGUUGGCAUUCGCUCCGCCACGCCGCUUGAGGGGAAGUUGGAUGUGCAGUUGACGAAGAUUGACAGCAGCAACUGCGUCUUCCGCAAUCGCCUCACAUUUGUGGUGGAGGACACGACGGAGGUGAUUCGCCCCAUGCAGAUGAAGCCGCCGGGUGAGACGGUCGUGAUGGAGGCCGGCAGCAAACUCUCCACCGCCGACUACAAGAAGAUGUAUCCAGUGGAGAAGACCCCAGCGUCCUCCGAUGCGGUGAAAACACCAGAAGAACAAGAACAGCAACCAUCCUAUCCGGAGGAAAAGGAAAAGGAAUUGGAUUCCAUCGAUGAUGUGAACAAGCAGUUGAAGGAUGAGGAAGGACGUGAUUACGGUGUGACGACGGAUGAAGAUACGGUGGAUCUCAAGACACAAUUAUUGAAGCCAGGAUCUCAGAUGAAUGCUGGAAGCAAUCACGUGAAUGAAGUGAAGGAGAAUCACGUGAAUGGUGAAGCGAACAGAGUUCAAGCGGCGGCAUAA
Molecule: messenger RNA, 2457 nt
Organism: Trypanosoma theileri
Lineage: Eukaryota; Euglenozoa; Kinetoplastea; Trypanosomatida; Trypanosomatidae
Product: cytoskeleton-associated protein CAP5.5
Exons: 1
Coding region: 1-2457 (818 amino acids)
Biological process (GO): proteolysis
Molecular function (GO): calcium-dependent cysteine-type endopeptidase activity
Source: RefSeq, a predicted model, not a curated record